GUGGGAAGGGAGAGACCAUAUAUAGCCAUUGCUGAGGCAUCUCUUUUGACAGAGUUUGCUGUACUUGAGAAACUGAGGAGAAAAGAAAGGGAAUUGCUUCUAAACACAAGAUAUCAAAGAGAUAGCAGCGAUGACUGAACCAACAGCUGCUGAGAGACAGAAGAAAAAAGUGAUUCCCAGUGGCCUGAGUGGGCGAAGAGCACUCCCACCUAAUGUCUCCAAUGAAGAGGAAGAUGAGGUUCCUACCAUGGAGACGACUGGACUUGUGCCAAGGGGAUUUAAGUUGGAAGAUGUCCUGGAAGUCCUGGAAGUCCGCACCUUCAACCGUGAACAUGAAAUUAAUAAAAAGGAGCACCAUACAGACAAGUACUCCAACCAUAAGCUGAUUGUGCGCCGAGGCCAGCCAUACCAUAUCCAGAUUUCUUUCAACCGCCCUUACAAUCCAGAAAAAGACACAUUUUGGAUUGAAUAUUUAAUAGGGCGAUACCCACAACAAGCCAAAGGCACCUACAUCAAAGUCCAAUUGGUCGAAAAACUGCAAAGUAAGGAAUGGGGUGCCAAGAUCACCCACAGUGAUGGGCAGUUUGUAGCCCUGAAUAUCAUGCCAGCUGCAAACUGCGUUGUGGGGAAAUUCCGCAUGUACAUUGCAAUCUCGACUCCAAUCGGCAUUCUGAGGACGAGACGAAACCCAGCCACAGACACAUAUAUACUGUUCAACCCCUGGUGUACAGAGGAUCUCGUUUAUCUGGAUGAUGAAAAACAAAGGCAAGAAUAUGUCCUGAAUGACCUUGGGGUUAUUUUCUAUGGAGACCCUGAAAAUAUCAGAUCCAGAAGCUGGAAUUAUGGCCAGUUUGAAGAGGGUGUUUUGGAUGCUUGCCUAUACGUGAUGGACAGAGCAGAACUGGAUCUUUCAGGCCGAUGGAAUCCACUGAAAAUCAGUCGUGUGGGCUCUGCAAUGAUUAAUGCUAAAGAUGAUGAGGGUGUGAUUGUCGGGUCAUGGUCCAAUGUUUAUGAUUACGGAGUUGCACCAUCAGCUUGGACUGGCAGUGUGGACAUCUUGUUGGAGUAUCACAGUUCCAGAGAACCAGUACGAUAUGGCCAAUGCUGGGUCUUUGCAGGAGUGUUCAACACAUUUUUGAGAUGCCUGGGGAUUCCUGCAAGAGUUGUCACUAACUUUUGCUCAGCUCAUGACAAUGAUGCCAACUUGCAGAUGGAUGUCUUUGUGGAUGAAAAUGGAAAGGUGGAUUCCAAACUCACAAAAGACUCAAUCUGGAAUUACCACUGCUGGAAUGAAGCUUGGAUGUCCAGACCUGAACUUCCUGUUGGUUUUGGAGGCUGGCAGGCUGUGGAUAGCACCCCUCAAGAGAACAGUGAUGGCAUGUAUCGAUGCGGUCCUGCUUCUGUUCAAGCCAUCAAGCACGGCCAUGUCUGCUUCCCAUUUGAUACACCUUUUGUUUUUGCAGAGGUAAACAGUGAUGUUGUAUACUCAAAAGCAAUGCAAAAUGGAGUUAAACUGGUUCAACAUGUUGACAAGACCCAGAUUGGUAGAUUAAUUGUAACAAAAGAAGAAGGCACAGAUAAGAUGAAGAUCAUCACUGAGCAAUACAAAUUCCAAGAAGGAACUGAGGAAGAGAGACUUGCUCUGGAGACAGCCCUGAUGUAUGGUGUUAAAAAAAGCAUCCCCCAGGAUGUCACAUCCACUUUGGAGGUCAAUAUGGACUUUGUGGUGGAAGACCCGACUCUUGGCAGCGAUUUCAAUGUCACGAUUACUUUCCAAAACAAUACUCAGAGCCGUUACACUGCAACAUCCUAUCUUUCUGGCAACAUUGUAUUUUAUACCGGUGUCUCAAAGAAUGAAUUCAAGAACCACAGUUUCAAUGUGACACUGGAACCAAUGAAAGCUCAAACUGUCGAGGUGCUAAUCAAGUCGAGCGAGUACAUGAGCCAGUUGCUGGAACAAGCCUCCCUGCAUUUCUUCGUCACAGCCCGUGUCAAUGAAACACAAAAAAUCCUGGCCCAGCAGAAGAGCGUAGCUCUGAAAAUCCCCCAACUGCUCCUUAAGGUUCCUGGAGAGAAAGUAGUUGGUAAAGACAUGGCAGUGAUUGUGGAAUUCACCAACCCAUUGAAAGAGGACCUCAACAACGUCUGGGUUCGACUCGAUGGGCCUGGUCUCCUGAAGCCAACCUCAAAAUUGUUCAGAGAGGUUCCAAGGAAUUCAACCUUGACCUGGGAAGAAAAAUGCCUUCCAAAGCGAGCUGGCCUCCGAAAACUGAUUGCAAGCUUGAAUUGUGAUGCUUUACGGCAUGUCUACGGGGAGCUGGACAUCAAUAUUCAGAGUGCUGUGUAAAGCUUUUUAUCUAUCUUUCUUUCUCAUCUUUCCCUUUCAGUAUUUCAGGAAUUUGAUUACAGAAAAACAUAGGCUAAAAGCAUUAUUGCAAGAGUCAUAAUCACAUUAUAUAUACUUGAUUAGUAUUUUGCUGUUUAACUGUUUGUAACCUGCUGCACACACACACACACACACACACACACACACAAACAGAAACCACUCUUAUAUUCCCCACAUUUUUAAAAAAGUAGGCCACAAUCAAUUGGAUCUACUUCAUAGAAAGGGAGGAGAGAAUCAUAAGAAUGCAAUCUUUCAUGGAUUAUGUCUGUAGUUUGAGGAUUUCCAGCCAAGGCAACAUUUGCCCUGAUUUCAUUUACAAUUAGCCAUCUGCAUCCAAAGAUUCUUUAUCCACAAAUUCAACCACCCAUGGCUUGAAAAUAUCUUCUCUUCCCAAAUCCCCAAAAGCAAACUUUGAUUUUGGCAUUUUAUAGAAGGGAUACCAUUUUACUAUGCCAUUGCAUAUACAGUAGAGUCUUGCUUAUCCAACGUUCUGGAUUAUCCAAUGCAGUCUACCUCCUACCUGGGAUCCACAAUUGUUUCUAUAGGCAGCAAGGACUGAAUUUCUUAUGAAUUUAACUUCUGACAAUGUUGUUACUGCAAGUUCAUUUUAUGCAGUUCUAUCUAUUUGUAGUCAAUUUGUUAGUAGUCAAUGUUUUUAUAGUCAUUGUUUUCCAUUCAUUACGAUGUUUUGGUGAUAAAUUCGUAAAUACAGUACUUACUGCAUAACAUUACUGCUUUUUCUGUCUAUUUGUUGUAAAACAUGAUGUUUUGGUGCUUAAUUUGUAAAAUCAUAAUGUAAUUUGACAUUUAAUAGGCUUUUCCUUAAUCCCUCCUUAUUAUCCAACAUUUUUGCUUAUCCAACGUUUUGCCGGCCUGUUUAUGUUGGAUAAGUGAGACUCUAUUGUAAUGGGAUUGAUCACCCAUGGAUAUUAAUAUUAUUAAUAUAUUAUUAAUAUCCAUGGGAGGGAUUCUGAAAGAAAACCCAAGUAGAUACUAAGGUCUCACUGUAUAUCUUUCUGUUUCUCAAAUCUCUGUAUAUAUAUGCUCUCUUCGUCAUUACAUUUCUUUGAAGGAGAUUAGUCUGAGGAAGAAUGAGUGGACCAAGAAGAUAAAUGAAAUUCCUGUCCUAGUAGAGAUUUAAAUCCAAAUCUCCCAAAUCACAGCAUAACACUCUAACCAAAAAAUGGGAAUUGUGUGCCAUGUGGACUGAAUGCACCCUCCUAAAGGCCUCCCAUAUGGUCUGCAGACAUCCAAGGACUCCUAAGCUCUUCCCGUCUCCCUGUAAAAGAGACAUUUAAAAGUUCUUUCAAUCUUCCACUGCUCAAACUAGGCUUUUUAAAUUUUCAAAUUUUCAUAUUUGUAUUACUUCAACAAGUAAUACAAAUUCUGGUUUUAAAGAGUACACUCGUCCAAGGUUUCAUGUUUUGUGAGAAUGGGGUGGACUUCAAUGGCUGACCAUCCCUUAUUUAAUAAUCCUAUCACACUUGUGAUGUGGUAUUUGUCACAAAUUCGUUAUUUAAAAUCUCUGCUGCUUAGAAUUUGCAGUGAGAUGAAUAUAUACAUAUCAAAUACAGAAGUAAACCAGAAUACCAAUACCAACUCCAAAAUAUUUCAAGGCACAAACAGUGCUCAAGAUUAGAUAAAGUUAGUUCAGUGAAAUAACAAGUCAUAUUGUUCAGGUUUGCUCAUAUGUAUUUUUGAUCUUUUAAUUUAAAACUAUAAGGGUUCUGAAAGGUCCAAAUCUCUGGAGUAUGCUACAAUUCAUUUUUAAUUAUGGCUUGAUAUUUCAGUAUUUUUCCACCUAAGAUAAAAAUUGCCAAGUAUCAUGAGAGACUAUCAUAUUAACAAGGUGGCUGUUAUCCCAAAAUAUCUCCUAAAAACACUCCUUUAUGGGGGAGAAAUGGAUAAAUGCAUUUUUGUUUUAAGAAAGCCCUAAUACUUCAAGAAUUUUUAAAUGAGCCAAAAUGCUCAUAAUUUUGCUCAGUUUUGGAGAGAAAACUUGGAAGUUCUUCAUUUUUUGCAAACAAUAAUGAGAAAAUGAAGAUGUAUAUUUUUACUCAUGAGUUGUUGGCCUUAAAUAUUUAUUACCAGAGUUAAAUAAGUACAUCAUUGUACUUCUUGGUAGAACAUAAUUUAGACAAUUAAUAAAAGCCAUCAGUGACACAUGUAAUAAAAAAGUGGUAAUGGAAACACUGUCAUGACUUUCCCAUUGCUCAAUAUAUUUGUCUGGUUUAGAAAAAAGAUUAAACUCUAGGAUUUGGUAUCUGUGCUCUGAGAUCCCUGUAUUCAGUUACAAGCUCUUUCUCAGUCAAAGGGUUGAACAGUCAACUAAAAUCUUGUUAAUGCAUUCCAAUAGCAUAAACCAGGAACCCCGGUGGCACAGUGGGUUAAACCCUUGUGAACUGCUGACCUGAAGGUUGGGUUGCUGAAGGUUGCCGGUGAGUUUCCUUCUGUCAGCUCUAGCUGGUGGGGACGUCUCUGUAGACGGCCAAUUCUCUCACACCAGAAACAACUUGUAGUAUGGGUUGCUGUGAGGUUUCUGGGCUGUAUGGCCAUGUUCCAAAAGCAUUCUUUCCUGGCGUUUCACCUGCAUCCUUUCAUGGCUGUUGCUUCAUGGAGAUAAGCAUUCUUUUACAGCCAAUAAAAUCAACCACAGAGGCCCUCCAAGGUCCAGAGAAAAUCUCUGAGGUUUCCAGUUACUGUCUAGCUAAAGUGAAAUAGUGAGAAAUGUCUCUGCUGCUUCCUGUUCUUGUCACUAAUAUGGGAAUGGCUAUCUUGCUGUAUUGAAUAGGUGGGGUUUGGGAGAUUGCACCAAAUGCUGUAUUGCAGCUAUCGUGUUUCCCCAAAAAUAAAACAGUGUCUUAUAUUAAUUUUUGCUCCCAAAGAUGCGCUAGGUCUUAUUUUCAGGGGAUGACUUAUUUUUCUAUGAAGAAGAAUUCACAUUUAUUGUUGAACAAAAAAAUGAACAUUUAUUAUAUACUGUACAGUAGUUGUUAUCACAAACCAGCAUAACCAGACAAACUGAAUCCUAUCAAGAAUUUCUUGUUACUACCAUUAUUUCUAUGUACAACACUCUAUGGUACGUACAUUUCCUGAUCCUGUAUGCUCUGGUGUUCUGUUCGUUGGGCAUGCUUCCAAACAAAAACUUUUCUAGGUCUUACUUUCGGGGGAGGCCUUAUAUUUAGCAAUUGAGCAAAACCUCUACUAGGUCUUAUUUUCUGGGGAUGUCUUAUUUUAGGGGAAACAGGGUACACACCAAAGAUACAUCUGCAAGCCUAUGCAUUAAAAGCAAGAAACUUCUAGCCUUUGGGGACUUCAUUUAGCUUUCAAUCAUUAGUCAAUAUGGUUAUGGAAGUGAUCUUCCAAAACAUUUGGUGGAACAAAGGUCCCUCUUUACAUAUACAUGACUACCACCUAGAUAUAACUGCAUUGAGUUCAGUGUAGGAUUGAUAGGAGAAACGAGGGACAAGGCUCCUUGCCUUUAGUUGUGCAGAUGAGGAUAUUCCAGUAAGUGUUGCUUGUUACGUAACCAUUCAAGGGACAAGUGUCCUGUCUUUUAUUUUACAUGAUAACCCUAUUUCAGUGGGACUUACAAGAAAAUAUGCAUAGCAUUGGCAUUGAAGCUGCUUUCUUGAGAUAACGUCUUAACUAAAAUGUGUACUGUUAAUGUAGUUUGCAUAUGCACUCUGCUUUAUGUUAUUUUCACACAUUACGUCUUCUGCUUUUCACUUUUGUGUGGAAGGAGAGCCUUCUGUGGCUUAAAAACCUGUGUUUGUCUCAUUAAUCAACCAAAAAUAAUGCAAUAAAAUAUUGUUUUACUUGUG
This is a messenger RNA of Anolis carolinensis (green anole), 6210 nucleotides long. It is a transcript of the gene f13a1, whose product is annotated as coagulation factor XIII A chain. The transcript has 15 exons. Gene Ontology annotation, biological process: peptide cross-linking; blood coagulation, fibrin clot formation. The coding region runs from base 131 to 2347 and encodes 738 amino acids. NCBI's taxonomy places the organism in Eukaryota, Metazoa, Chordata, Lepidosauria, Squamata, Anolidae. The record is from RefSeq and is a predicted model, not a curated record. Gene Ontology annotation, molecular function: protein-glutamine gamma-glutamyltransferase activity.